Pristis pectinata (smalltooth sawfish) is the source of this 3717-nucleotide messenger RNA. It is a transcript of the gene mvb12a, whose product is annotated as multivesicular body subunit 12A. The transcript is spliced from 10 exons. Gene Ontology annotation, cellular component: cytosol; ESCRT I complex. Gene Ontology annotation, biological process: receptor catabolic process; virus maturation; regulation of epidermal growth factor receptor signaling pathway. Lineage: Eukaryota; Metazoa; Chordata; Chondrichthyes; Rhinopristiformes; Pristidae. The coding region runs from base 374 to 1216 and encodes 280 amino acids. The record is from RefSeq and is a predicted model, not a curated record.
CUGUGCGGUAUGGGGGGGGGCGGGGGCAGGGAGAUUGACGCCAGCACGCAUGCGCGGUCUCCCUCUCCCCGCCCCGCCCCGCCGCGCCGAGUGCGGCUGCCGAUCGCCGCCGUCAGUGGGAAGCGUUCGGAUGCCAGCCCGCGCGAGGCAGCCAACUGUCAGUCAGUUUGAAAGGGCGGCGCGAGCGGCCGGAAAGAGCCGAACUGCCCGCGAACGCCAGCGGCUCGCCGAAAGUUCCGAGCGCGUCGGCCGCGGCGGGGGAAUCGGCCGAGGAGGGAGAUCUUUCAGCUGUGAAGGAACUGCUGCUGCCGCCGGGACUGUGAUUUGAUGAAGUGGUGAUUGGCGAAAGGAUUUAGCUUGCACACUGUUCCAUAUGGCUGCACCUGAGACCAAUGAUUCAAACUGCUAUCCUCUGACUGGUGUAGGAUGGGCCUCAAACCAGAGCGCCUGUCCAAAAGAAUAUCAGCUGAUCACUACAACUGUAGAAGGAUCCUCUGCAAACUUUGCCAAAGGCUUUGGUCAGAAAUCUGGGUGUUACCUGUGUGUCUGCUCCUUGCUAAUUAAAGAGAAUCCUCAUGGAGAUGUUGUGGCAGAUAUGCUGUUACUUCCUGAUAAAAGCCCUUUACCUCCAGGAUAUGCAUUUGUGGAUGAAUUCAUAGAUUCAAAGGUUUCAGUGUCUAAAAAGAAACGUUUAUGUAUUAGGAGGGUUCCAUUCAAAGAGGCAGACACUGCUAUUUUUGAUGUCAAACUUACUGGGAAAAGCAAGCAGUUUGUGCCUUCAUAUACAUGCAUAGGAGAGCUAAGUGGUUUUGUCAUCUGGUGUAUAAAAGGGAGAGUGGCCAAACCAAAACCACUGCCCAAGCCAAGAAGUAUUAGUAAAGAUAUGAAAAGCCUAUCAAUAGAGAAUGAGAAUUCAAAGUCUUUAUCUCAAAGCAAAAGGCAAAAGGGUGAUGAACUUAGAGUUUGUCUUAGCAAGAGACGAUCAAACUUGGAGCCCAAAGAUGCCGUGUACAGCUCAGAGAAUAUCUAUGGGAUCUCAGCGAUGGAUGGUGUCCCUUUUGCUUUACACCCCAGAUUUGAAAAUACAAUGAAUGUACCCAAUACUAACAUUGCAAAUGUCCAAAUUAAGAGCCGUGCUGAAAUAGAAAAUGAGUAUAACUACAGCUUCAUGACAGAGAAGACUGCAGCUGCUAGACUCCCUCCAACGGCCUCCUAGUGCAGGAGUCAGUGCACGUCCAACAGAACCCAAAGAUGCAGCCUUCUCACACACCACGGAAUCUUACCUCGGACUUCAGAUAAAAGCCAUGGGAUUGUUCUUGAGUUUCACUGCAAAAUUUAACUAAACCCUUUCACUAGAACACACCAAGGAUCAUUCACACAAUGCAAGAUGGCCUCCACAGCCACCAUUUUAUUUUUGUUAAAGGGAUUCAAGGCCAUGCACAUCUGUGCAUUGCUGCGGAAAUGUGGUUUGUUACUGUAGGUCCUAUAAUCAAGUAGGGCCAAUUAUGUAGUGGGGAGGAGGUAUACGUUCAGUUGUAUAACCAGAGUAGUUGAGUAACGGGAGAUCAAGUUAGAGUAAGGGAGCUUGGGUAGUUUAGGUGGGGGAUGGAAUUGCAGAGUAGUGCAAUGCGCAAGGUGGAGGAGGAGGAAUGUUUGGCUGUCAUUUGGAACACUUGUAGCUAGGCUUUUGCUUUCAUUGCCAGCUGGCUGGUGUAGCAAGGCAGGAUUAAAAGCAGCUUUAUGUAGUUAAAUGAAUAUGAAGACCAAUUUGUACAAACCGAAUAAUUUGACUCUCCAUGAAACACUCCUGUCCUAUGAAUUGAUUCUACAUGUACACAGCAUGGGAAACUCCAGCAGGCUUGGCUUGCCUUGUCCAAGUGGUUGCUGCCUCUCUCCUCUGUUCAAUGCUGCUCUCAAUUCUCAACUCAAGCAUAAGACCUAAUCAACCCAGGGACUUCCUUUUGUUGUUAUGUGUUGUCAAGUUUUCAUCAUUAAAUUAGUUGUUCUGGUUUAUCCAAUACUCAUAGUUUGGAUUCAGUGUUGGAACCAAUCAUGAGACCAGUUAGGGGCAAACUGCAUAAUAAUACAUUAAUAAGUCUUUGAGGGUGAAUGUUUGAUUUGUAAAUGACCUAGUCAUACAUUUUUCUAUACAGCUGUAUCAUGAGAAUCACUUUCUUGAUCUGUUUGAUUUUAAGCUUUGGUUUCCAGAAACCAGUUUUUAAUAAUAAUUAUUAAAGUUGCAGAGAAUAAGCAGUCUCCCAUUGUAAUUUUCACUUUUUCAACUAUUCAGUACAAAGUACACUUGGCCAACAUUGUCCCUAAAUUGGUGAGUGGGAGUUGUGCAUGGAAAAGAAAGCCUUCAAUGGCAGUGAAUGUAUUUUACAGUGUUUCUAAAUCUCACAGACUAGGAGGAAGACCCUAUCAUAUGUUUUUGCUCUGCUCAUCUCAUCUGAUCUUGACCAGGCCACAAUGGGCAUAAAACAAUUAAUCUCAACAUCUUGGGUAGGGAGGGAACUAUCAGCCAUUUUUGUUCUAGUUGAUGGAUACUAGUUGAAGGACCUUGGCCAUGAUCCCUCUUCCUUAUAAGCCUGAUGCUUAGUACAUGGCUUCUGUUGUGCAGAGUGGCUACUGUAUGAGAACUGAAUCCAUGACUUCAACAUAAGUUGGGGUAGGAGCAUCAGUAAAGAUCUUAAAGUAUCAAACAACUGUAUCAAAUCUGUGAAUGUGCUGCUGAAGCUUUAGAGGAGAUCCUGCUACAGUGGAGUAAGUUCACCACCACUGAACAUUAGGCUGCAGAUACAUAGUAACUUGCAGAAAGGUGUAAGAACAAUAGUAGUGGGGGGUUUUAACUUUCCCUUUAUUGACUGGGAUUGCCUUAGCGCAAGGGGCAUAAAUGGGUCAGAUUUCUUCAGUGCAUCCAAGAAGUUUUUUUGAUUGAUAGAGUACUGCUGUCUCUAUUAGACUCUAUCUAAGGAAACAAAACUGCGAAGGUCGUGGAAGUAUUGGUGGAGGGACAUGUUGGGAGCAGUGACCAUUAUUCCGUAAGUAUUCAGGUAGUUAUAGAAAGGGAUAAGGUUGGUCCUGAAGUUAACAUAUGGAGUUGGAGGAAGGCUGAUUUCAACAGCACAAGACAGCCUGGUAAAAGUAGAGUGGGAGCAGGUGCUUGUGGGUAAAGCUACAGCUGACAAAUGGGAGCCUUUCAAAGGUGAGGUGGUAAGACUUCAAGCCCAGCAUGUUCCAGUAAAGGCAAAGAUGGCACGAUCAGGGAAUGUUGGAUGACAAAGGACAUUGAAGGUAUCAUCAGGAAAGCAGAUGGCAGGUAGAGGUAACAUUAGUAUUCUGGAAGAAAGAAUCAUGGGAGUCUCCUUGAGAAAUAUAGUGUGCAGGAAAGAAUUUAAAGAAAUUAGGAAAGCAAAAAAGGUCAUGAAAUAUCCUUAGCAAGUAAGAUCGAGAAUCCUAAGACAUUCUGUCAAGGAUAAGGUGGUAGCCAGGGAACAAGUGGGUUUCCUUGGGGAUAAAAGGACAAUCUAUGUGUGCAGCCAGGGAAUGUGGGUGAGGUCACACUACAACUGGACAUCAGCUCAUCCCACUUUAACAUUCAGGUAGUUCCCACCACCCCCCCUCCCCCAGCUAAAUAAACCUUUGCCACCCAGGGAAAGGAAGAGACUUGAGUAGUGAUGAUAUGAUCAUAUUUGCCAACUUGGGUUGGAUAUAAUU